Messenger RNA from Medioppia subpectinata, 2421 nucleotides. NCBI's taxonomy places the organism in Eukaryota, Metazoa, Arthropoda, Arachnida, Sarcoptiformes, Oppiidae. The record is from the annotation of a GenBank genome assembly.
AUGGGUCGCAAUCAGGACACAGAGUGGCACCACUGGAAGCAAUUCCCGACCGCGAGUGGUGACAAAUUGAUGGUCGAGUGUUUGCACUGCGGGAACAAACAGCUUAAGAACGCGACUAAAUGUCGGGAACACAUCACCAAAUGCUUAAAGAGGUCCCAAGAAGUGAAACACGAGGUAAAAGAUGCCAACAAAUCAUCGGAUCCGUCGCUGCAAAACAUUUGGCUCGAGUAUAAACACGUGUCCGGAUCUGGUGUACGAUCUGUGGUCGAGUGUCUGCACUGCGGGAACAGACGGCUUAAGAACGUCACUAAAUGUCGACAACAUAUUGUCAAAUGUUUAAAGAAAGCGCAAGAAGUGAAUAAAGUUGUAAAAAGCAGUGAUGGAGAGCUCGUGGUCGCCGAUCAAGCAUUGGAUCCGCCGCCGCCUCUGUUGGACAACGGAAUGGUCUACAUUUGGCGCCAUUGGAAACACUUGUCGGGAUCUGUUGUGCGAUCAAUGGUUGAGUGUCUGCAGUGCGGGAACAGAAUGGUUAAGAACGCCACUAAAUGUCAACAACAUAUCGCCAAAUGCUUAAAGGGAUUCCAAGAAGUAAAACAAGCGGUAGAAGACGGCUGCGAUGUCGACGGCGUGAACGCCAAUAAACCGUCGGAUCCGCUGCCGGACAACAAUUGGCUUCUUUGGAAAGAUGUGUCGUCAGGCGUGCAGUCAGUGGUUGAGUGUCUGCACUGCGGGAACAGACAGAUGAAGAAUGCGACCAAAUGUCGGAAACAUACCUCAAAAUGCUUACUAACACUCAAUGUUAGGCACACAUUAGCCGCUAAGCGGCUGAUCACUAGUGAUGAGUGUGUUGAUCGUGGCGAAGGCCCUCCAGUUCAACAAUACAGGCCACGGGUUUUCAAAUCAGUUGAUAUCCACGACCUCUUGGAUGAGUUGAGUGAUGAGAAUAAAAGACUUUUAGACGAAUUAAAAUUCGCUCAAAAAUACAUUGAAUUUAUGCAAAACUAUAGAAAAUGUCUAUUAGUUUAUAAGCGAAAGUGUGUUUGCGUUCAAACCAUUGACAAUAAGCCGAUUGUCCAGCGAUUGGAGAGCAGUUAUGAAGACAUUAAGACACAAAUACAAAGAAUGCGAACUCAAAGUAUCGACGAUUAUAGGGAUAGUGAAGAGGAAUCAGUGGCUAAACGCAAGCAAAACAAAGCAUUGAUUGCAUUCAACAACACAUUUAAUCGGAGCGUCAUUUUGGCGAACAGUCAAAUGGUGGCCACCGAUGACGACCGGUCUUCAGUUGGCGGGGAUUUCGGUGAUAAUGACAAUCCCAGCGAUGAUUCUUAUCAGGACUUUGAGCCCGAAAUCAAGAAGAAGUCGGUCUCUCGAGAGCAUACAAACGAAGAGUCGUUUAAAUGUCAAGUAUGUGACCGAAUAUAUACCGAUCGACAGUAUUUUCGGGAACAUCUGGCCAUUCAUGCCGUCAAACAGGAGACCACUCUCGACGGCGACAAUCAAUCCAAUCCGAGUGUUGGGUUGAUUGACUACAGGCGAGUCGACGGUCGGUUACGAUGCCAAUGGCGUGAUUGCGACAUGACUUUCCCGAAGCCCUUCCAAAUGUGGCAACACUACCGACGCAAACACACAACCAUUAGGCCAUACAAGUGUCCGCACUGUCCGAAGGCAGUGGCGUUUCGCAAAGAUUUGAAACAACAUUCAAAUUUUUGCACGAAAUCCUCCGAUAGAGGGGAUGCCGACCGCCGACUGAACUAUGAUACAGCGGAUGACAGCCACGAGUGUUAUAUAUUUGAUUGCCAGCGAGUGUUUGCCGAUAAGCCAUCGCUGGCCAGACAUACGAUCGAAGACCACAAAUACACGAACAAUAAGUCAUUUGCGUGCGAUUGGCCGGAGUGUGGCCUCGCGUUUAGGCAAUACCGCGCUCUAGAAAUACACCGAAACAGAGACCAUAUAAAUGCCACGUCUCACGUGUGCCGCCAAUGCGGGGCCACUUUCCCGACGGAUCUUAAUCUCAAAGCACACCAAAAGAGAUGCGUUGAGUUGCGACUGAAGAACAGGAAACGCAAAGCUGUAGUGGAGGACACGGAUGACGACCACGACUCGCCUUCAGCCGCUCAGAAACGGCGAACGGGCGGUGAACUUGUAUUUUGCUGCCAAUACCCGGACUGCGGCCACGAGUGCGACACACAGUCACAGCUAAAGAACCACAUCAACGACUCUCACUGCCCAUCACUCCCACUACUUAAACCUCAGGCCAUCAUUCACUAUCAGUAUGGCUGCGAGUGGACGGACUGUCAGCGGCGGUUCAGACGUAUAGGCGAACUCCAAGGCCACUACCGGACUGACCAUAACUGCAAAAAGCCGUUCAAAUGUCACAAAUGCGACAAACAUUUCCCGAAACGACACGCAUUACUGCGACAC